GAGGUGGAGAGUCAGAGAACCGCCGACAGGGGAGAGCACGCCAAGCAAAUGGCACUUUUGUCCAACGAGUGUCAGAAGAAGAUGGAUGAGCUCUCGGCGCACAACACAAGGAUCCUGGACAAGGUCGUCAAAGAGCGUCAGUUCGCGGAGGACAAGAGUGAGAACCACCUCAAGCUUUACGAAGCAACCAGGGCAGAGUUAACGAAGGAGAAGGAGCACCGCGAGUAUGAGCGUCAGAAGCGCCACCGCCUGCAGAAAGAGUUGGAGGAUCUUAAAGCGGCAAAGAUGCCAAAAACCAAUGCCAAGUAA
Symbiodinium necroappetens is the source of this 309-nucleotide messenger RNA. NCBI's taxonomy places the organism in Eukaryota, Dinophyceae, Suessiales, Symbiodiniaceae. The record is from the annotation of a GenBank genome assembly.